AUGACGAAUUACAGCGGAGAGAGGCAGGAGGCAUACAAACUGUUUGGUCGACAUGUCAAGCGACGGUCCUUCGAGUUCUGGAGCAUCUUCUGGGAUCCGGAGCUCAUGGCGAGCCUCGACCCCAUCAUGCAGCAAUACGUCUCACACAACAGCCUCUGGUACACACGGUGGCUGUCAGAGGAGGCCUUUGAGCGAGCAGAACAGGACGCGCAACUCGAAAACAGCAGUAGUGAGCCUAUGGCAGAUGCUGCAACACCUGUCGAGCAACAGCCACCAUUCUACACUACACCCUUCGACUAUGCCGAAGACCUGCGACGCAUCGAUAUUGAAAGCACGCUGGCUACUAUGCAAACCAUGGAAGCGGACAAGAGGGAACUACUCCGGGAGGCCGAAUACCUGCUUUAUAUAAACGCACAGCAAAAAUACGACCACUGCCACAUGGGGUCUACGGACGAGGAUGAACGUCAAAACCUCCUCCGACAAAUCCAACUCGUCGACAUAGCAUACGUCAGUCUUCGCAACACAGCCCACGACAUCGACGUCAAGCUCAAACAAUGGCGCAUUAGCCUCCGACACAAAACCAUCUGGGAAGCAGGCCAAACCACCGCGACAGGGACGGAUAGGCUUGUCGACUGGGCACCCGAGCCGCAAUGUAUAUCACCUCCGACCGAAGCCAUAGUCCCCGCCACACACAAACCGACAUACUCAAUGGGCGAGUUAGAAAGAAUACAUGGGCAGAUUUCUGGAGAGGUCAAGACAUUUGAGGAUGGUUGGAAAGACGAUAGACAACCGAGGGAUAAGAGGGAGAGGUGGAAGAAGGAUGCUGAGGAUGGGAGAAAUUUUUUGAGAGCGGCGGAUGUUGUGUUGUUACGGUUGCAGAAGGCGAGAGAAAGGGUUGACGACAGUGGUGUGGUCGUAGAAGCGGGGGCCGAUGGCGCGAUGGCGAUGAAAGAGAAAGAGGGAGAGGAUAGACAUGGGAGGAGAGAUGGUACUGUUCCGGCAACAACGGCUGAAGUCGCGGAGUUACAAGAAGGUCCCUUGCUUACUAGAAAACAGGUUGAGAAGGCGAGUACGCAUGGAGUACAAGGGACGAAAACGUCUGCUGGGGCUUUGGAUAAGGACAAGUCGUGA
Alternaria novae-zelandiae is the source of this 1131-nucleotide messenger RNA. RefSeq lists its product as uncharacterized. The transcript is spliced from 2 exons. NCBI's taxonomy places the organism in Eukaryota, Fungi, Ascomycota, Dothideomycetes, Pleosporales, Pleosporaceae. The record is from RefSeq and is a predicted model, not a curated record. The coding region runs from base 1 to 1131 and encodes 376 amino acids.